GAGACGGCGGAACCAGACGCGUGCCUGAUGCAGACAAGACAGCGCGAGGCGCUGGUGCAAGACGCCCGAGCUAUGUAUGAUGACACGGCUCCGCGGUCACGGUGACGAAACAGCACAAUGCGUACGGGACGCAUGCCGCAGCAGCCACUGUUUAAUACUCGAGCAAGCCUGAGCACUCCCUCUCCCCUGCCUCUCGUGCGCACCACCCGACGCGGAAAUGCCACACCAACUCCCCUGGCGCACACGCGUCACUGACCACCCUGGCUCGACCCCCGCCGCCAUCGCCGCCGAGCCGGACUGGGCCGCGCUGCACGCGCACGACCACCGCAUCGGCUUCCGCAGCAAGCACGGCGACCGGUUCCCGGGGCUGACGCACGGCGGCGACGAGCACGGGGAGGACGCGGGGGAGCUUUCCGGCGCGGCGAAGGCGGAGUACGAGAAGCUGAAGGAGAAGGCAGCGACGGGCGAGUUGGUGAAUUGGAGGGAUUUGGUCGAGGGCGAGCGGGACUUGAGUCUGAAGCAGCCCGGAAAUAGGAGUGAGGGGUGGAGGUAUGUGUUGGAGUUUACGGAGGAUUGGGUGAGGGAUGGGGAGGAGUGGCCUGCGAAUGUGCAGAAGCGGCGGCAGGAAGAGGAGAAGCGGGUGAAAGAGCGGGGAGAGAAGGGUAAGAGUACGGAUGGGAAAGAGGAGGAAGCGGAGAAGAGUCCGAAUUCGAAAGGCGAGGAUGAAGGAAAUCAAGACGAAGAGAAGUGGAAGCGCGAAACUGGCCAGGAUGGCAAGCACCACGAUGCCUACGCAGCCAAAGCAGGCUCUGACUCGGGGUACUCCAGCGAAGGAUCCCAACCCCACAAGACAGAAUACGAAGAGCUGCGAGAACGCUACUCGCCCCAAGAAAUCGCUCUCCUGCGAGCGCUCCAGCACGAAAAAGACUACAUCACGACUCUCGAGCAAAACGACGGGAAGCGCAAGAGCCCGCAACACAACAACCUCACGACCGUCUCCAUCGACGAGGCAGACCAGUUCUCGCCCGACAAUUGGCUGCCCCGCUCGUCAGACUUAAUUCGUUUGACGGGCAAGCACCCCCUGAAUGCAGAAGCACAUCUCACGCAUCUCUUCGAAGCGGGCCUCAUCACGCCGACGGAGCUGCAUUACGUCCGCAACCACGGCGCUGUGCCGCGGCUGAUGUGGGAGUUCCACGAACUGGAUGUCGAGAACGGGGCGCUUGUGCUUUCCAUGGACGACCUAAAGAGCAAUUUCGACGCGAUCAACAUCCCUGUCGCGCUGGCGUGUGACGGAAAUCGGCGCAAGGAACUGAACUUGGUUAAGAAGUCGAAGGGCUUCAAUUGGGGCGCUGGCGCGGUCAGCUGUGCGUACUGGAAAGGACCGCUGCUGAGAGACGUGCUACUCGCGGCGGGAGUGGAGCACGAGACGUCCGGCGGGAAGCGGUACUGGGUCAACUUCGAGGGCGCGGAUGAGCCGAGCGAGGGCAAGUAUGCGACGUGCAUUCCGUUUGAUUACGCGAUGGACCCGACGAACGAUGUGAUACUGGCGUACGAGAUGAACGACACUCCGCUGCCUCCAGACCACGGGUAUCCUGUUCGACUGAUGAUUCCGGGGUACGUCGGUGGGCGUUGUGUCAAGUGGCUCAAGCGCAUCUGGAUCUCGGAGAAGGAGAACGAGUCCUACUACCACAUCUGGGACAACCGCGUACUGCCGUCUUUUGUCACAGAGAAGGACGGCGCGUUUGCAGAGACCUUGUUCAGCCACCCCAGCACAGCCUGCAACGAGCAGAACCUCAACUCGGUCAUCGUCAAGCCGGCGCAGGGCGAGAAGAUUCCACUUGCGUCCGCGAAGAAGGGCGAGACAUAUCGCAUAGAGGGGUACGCGUACGACGGCGGAGGCCACGAAGUCCAGCGAGUCGAGGUCUCACUCGACGACGGAGAGACGUGGCUGUACUGCAUUAGAAAGUUCCCCGACGCGCCGGUCCGCCACGGCAAGAAAUUCUGGACGUGGCUGCACUGGCACGUCGACGUCGACUUUGCGCAUCUCCUGCAGGCGAAGAGCAUCACCGUGCGUUGCUUCAAUGUGUUCAAGAACACGCAGCCUCAGCACGGGAAUUGGAAUAUCAUGGGCAUGAUGAACAACGGCUGGUACGUUGUCAAGCCGUUUGUUGUUCAGGACGAUGACUCCGAGACUCCUUCCAUCCUGUACAGGCACCCUGUCGAGCCAGGGACAGGUGAUGGCGGCUGGAUGAAGCCCAGUACUGAGAACCAAAUUGCUACUGCCAAGCAGGAGGCUGGCGCGCCGUCGAAGCAGUUCACGAGGGAAGAGAUUGAGAAGCAUGCUACAGAGAACGAUUGCUGGAUUGUAGUCGACAACAAGGUCUACGAUGCGACGAGCGUGUUGGAAUGGCACCCGGGAGGCAAGGCGGCGGUGAUGAGCCAUGCUGGGAAGGUGCAUGCCGAGACGAGCAAUGAGUUUGAGAGCAUUCACGAUGGAUAUGCUUAUCAAAAGCUCAAAGAAUGCAUUCUCGGCACAGUCACCGACAAGGCUGCAGCGUUCAUCAAGCAGAGCGCGGAGGCAGCGGCAAAAGAGAAAGCCCAAUCAUCACAAGACUCAGACAAGAUUACGCUACAAAAGCACAGAUGGGUCCCAGUAAAGUUGCUCGACCGCAAGUCCAUCUCAGACGACACGCGAGCCUACACGUUCCAGCUCCCUGACGGCAAACCCGACCUCGGCCUCGGAACGUGCCAGCACGUCCAAUUAGGCUUCCACAUGAAAGACCGCAUGCUAAUCCGCUCUUACACGCCGACCAAGCCUCUCCUCCCCGACGCCCAGGCAAGCGACGACAAAACCCAAUCGUUCCGCGACGGCAACGGCACCUUCGAGCUCACCGUCAAAACCUACUUCCCCACGUCUGAGCAGCCCGGCGGCGCCAUGUCCAACAUCCUCGACUGCAUGCCGCUCGGCGAGUCGAUCGAGAUCCGCGGCCCGACCGGGGAGAUUGAGUACAAUGGCAACGGCGCCUUCACCAUCUCAGGCAAGCAGUAUACCUUCACCCGCAUCAAUCUCGUGCUCGGCGGCAGCGGCAUCACGCCCGGCUACGCGCUACUGGCGCGCGCGAUGCUUUCUGCAGAUGACAAGACACAGAUACGCGUCGUUGAUGCUAAUAAGAGCGAGAAGGAUAUCCUGCUCAAGGAGGCGCUGGAUGGGUUCGAGAAGGAGAGUAAAGGUAGGCUGAAGAUCACGCAUGUCCUGAGCCAUCCAUCAGAUGACUGGAAGGGCAAGAAGGGGCAUGUGGAUGCCGGUAUUAUGAGAGAGGCGCUGUUUGGGCCUGGCGAGGAGACGGGGGUUUUCUUGUGCGGCCCGCCGGCUAUGGUUCAGAAGGCUGCGUUGCCGGCGUUGAGGGAGUGGGGGUUCAAGGAGGAGGAGAAUGUGUUUGGGUUCUAGAUGU
Messenger RNA from Boeremia exigua, 3452 nucleotides. RefSeq lists its product as uncharacterized. NCBI's taxonomy places the organism in Eukaryota, Fungi, Ascomycota, Dothideomycetes, Pleosporales, Didymellaceae. The transcript is spliced from 2 exons. The coding region runs from base 218 to 3448 and encodes 1076 amino acids. Gene Ontology annotation, molecular function: oxidoreductase activity; molybdenum ion binding. The record is from RefSeq and is a predicted model, not a curated record.